AUGAAAAGUACCUCCACCAUUUAUCCAAAUAGUACCACUUUUCUUAAUAUUGAUGCCAUCGAUGAAUUUUGCUUUCAUAUUGGUGGAGAUUCGAGUGCACUCAAAAAUGAAUUUCUUGUUAUUAAACCCAUGCUUCAAUCGAAAAAAGUCAAUAAUGUUAUUGAAUUGUAUAAUGAAUUAAUUUCAAUGUCAGAUGCAUUUCCCCAAACGUUAAAAAUGAUAACCAAUGCCAUAACUAUGCCAAUUUCACAAGUUACUUUACCUAAUCCGCCGAUCGAUGAAGUUAUUGCUGCUGGUAUAGUGCCUCGUUUUGUUGAUUUAUUGAAAGUUCAACAUUUUCGAAUUCAAUUUGAAGCAACAUGGACUUUGACAAAUAUUGCAUGGGGUAAUUCAAGUCAAGUAAAAUAUGUUAUUGAUGCUGAUGCUGGGCCGGCAUUGAUUCAUUUAUUAACAAGCACUAAUGAAGAUGUUCGAGAACAAGCUGUAUGGGCUCUUGGUAAUAUUACUGGAGACAAUCCAGAAUACCGUGAUUAUGUUCUCAAUAAAGGAGCACUCACGCCAUUAUUACACAUUCUUGAUCAUCAUUCUCGUUUGACAAUGGUACGCAAUGCUACAUGGUUCUUAUCAAAUUUAUGUUACGGUAAAACUUCAGUCGUUGAAAUCAUUAAAGUUGCUCAAGCAUUGCGUACACUAACUCAACUUCUGUACAAUUCGCCCAGCCAUCCAACUUUGAAUGUUCAACAGAAUGCUGAGCGUGCUGUGCAUAAUUUUGUUAUGGGCGCUGAUCGUCAAAUACAGGUGUGUUACAGUUUUCGCAUUGAUAAGUUCACUCAUGAGUCAUGA
Messenger RNA from Rotaria socialis, 843 nucleotides. The record is from the annotation of a GenBank genome assembly. NCBI's taxonomy places the organism in Eukaryota, Metazoa, Rotifera, Eurotatoria, Philodinida, Philodinidae.